CUGCUCAACAGUUACGCUUUGUCCUCCAGCUGUGACUCUUUCGCCGACCACAACAGCUACUGCGAGGCUGUCAUGGCGACGCCUUUUGGACUGGGCAUGUCAAUCACCAUAGUCGGGAAAGGAGGCAACAACCAGCUCCUUGGCUUCAUUGCGGUGUCGCCCUUACAAUCACCUUCACCGAUAAGCCUUAUCCUAACCUCUAAUUAUCCAUGGCGUCCUUCAACGGAAACGUGACGUUCUUAGGCGUCGGCAACAUGGGCACGGCGGCGAUCCAAGCCCUUCGCAAGGCGUCGCAUCCCGUGACUAUCUGGAACCGCACCAAGUCUCGUCCUCAAGUCCAGGCCGCCAUCGACGCCGGCGCAACCUUUGAGCCGGACCUCGCCCAGGCGCUGUCAAGGAGCGGCGUGAUCGUUCUCUGUCUUCUCGACUACGCCACCAUCACCAAGAUCUUCUCGUCGAUUGGCGAGCCCGGAGCUGUCCUGAAGGGCAAGUCCGUCAUCAACCUCACCAACGGCACCCCGAAGGAGGCUCGCGAGAUGGAAACGUACUUCACGUCCCUCGGCACCAUCGUCUACCUCGACGGGGCCAUCAUGGUUACUCCGCAGAUGGUUGGCGGCCCUCACGCAUUCCUCUUCCUCAGUGGUGGCCAGGGGAGCACUGAAACCCCCGACGGCGCCACAUCCCGCCUCGUCGAGCUUGUCUCACCCAUCGGCAAGCCUGACUACCUCGGUGCCGAUGUCGGUGCGGCCUCUCGGUACGACCUUGCCUCCCUCGCGCCCAUGUACGGCAUGUUCGCCGGCGGCUUCCUGGGCAUGGCACUCCUGAAGCGAGGGAACCCCAAUGCCAAGCUGGUGCCUGUCGUUCAGGAGAAGAUUGUGCCCAUGAUCGCUGCACUAGUUCCGUAUAUGACGGGCAUUGCGCGUGCGUGGGACGCCGAGGACUGGGUGGAGAAUGAUGGGAAUCCGGUUGGCAUGAUGGCGGUGGGCGUGCAGAACAUACUGGCUGCCGCGGCCGACGAGGGAGUUGACGGGACAGUGUUGGAGGAAUUUGGGGGCUUGAUGGAGAAGGUGGAGAGAGACCAUGGAUACGAUGCGGGUAUUGCGGCUGUGGGCACUUACCUGAUGAAGUGAAUGAGACGGGGAAGGGACCGUGGCGCUCGAGACCCCGGCAGUGCUUCACCAUAUGCGUGGACCUUGUGGGCUCUACCAACUCACUAGCAUAUGCAUGGAUUGUAUGAACCGUACAUAUGAACUGUUCCCGUCCAUUAAUUCCAGGUAACAACGGGCAGUCGCGGGUGACGAGAUGGAACGACCCAGCCUCGAGUAAUUCCAAGAGAAGGAACUCAUAGUCCGUGCAACCGUCGAGAUGGCUCUUCGAAGGACUUCACCCACUCGGCAGGCUCCAAAGCCGCCGGACUCCUCAUGCCAAUCGUCUGACUGGCGUCUUUCAGCUCCUUGAUCAUGCGUCCUCGGUCACGCAUCUGGGCUGCGGCCAAUUCACGCAGGAAUUCCA
Microdochium trichocladiopsis is the source of this 1512-nucleotide messenger RNA. RefSeq lists its product as uncharacterized. The coding region runs from base 210 to 1130 and encodes 306 amino acids. The transcript is spliced from 2 exons. The record is from RefSeq and is a predicted model, not a curated record. Gene Ontology annotation, molecular function: NADP binding; oxidoreductase activity, acting on the CH-OH group of donors, NAD or NADP as acceptor. NCBI's taxonomy places the organism in Eukaryota, Fungi, Ascomycota, Sordariomycetes, Xylariales, Microdochiaceae.